This is a messenger RNA of Geodia barretti, 927 nucleotides long. The record is from the annotation of a GenBank genome assembly. NCBI's taxonomy places the organism in Eukaryota, Metazoa, Porifera, Demospongiae, Tetractinellida, Geodiidae.
AUGCUUUUGCAAGUGUCUCAGUAUUCGGAGUGCCUUAAUUUGACUGACUGCAAGAACGAAAACAUUCGCAAUUUGGCUAUCAUUGCCCACGUUGACCAUGGCAAGACGACCCUUGUGGACGCGCUGCUGAAACAGGGUAAAGUCUUUCGGUCCCACCAACAGGUGGGCGCGCUAAUCAUGGAUACCAACCCCCUUGAGCGGGAGCGCGGAAUCACUAUCCUAGCCAAGAAUGCCUCUGUCUCUUACGGAGAUGUGAGGAUUAACAUUAUCGACACGCCGGGCCACGCCGACUUCAGCGGCGAAGUGGAGCGUGUUAUGAAUAUGGCCGAUGGCUGCCUGCUGUUGGUGGACGCGGUGGACGGUCCCAUGCCACAGACUACCUAUGUGCUUCGCCAGGCCCUCCAGCAGAAUGUCACGCCAAUGGUUGUCAUCAACAAGAUAGACCGCCCCGAGGCACGCACGGCCGAGGUGGUCACGAUGAUCCAGGACCUGUUCCUGGAACUGGCUACUGAAGUAGAACAGCUUGACUUCCCAGUACUAUACGCCUCUGCUCGCGAUGGCUACGCCACUGCCGAUCCGGGCGUCCCUGGGACGGACAUGCAGCCUCUCUUCGAUGCGAUCGUGAAGUCGGUCCCACCGCCCGGCGGCGACAUGGCUGCCCCGCUGCAAAUGCUCGUGGCAGCCCUGGACUACGACAACUACCUGGGCCAGGUGUCCGUUGGCCGCAUAUCCAAUGGCACAUUGCGGAUGCGGGAUGAUGUAGCCCUGCUGGCGCGCGAUGGCGAAAUAAGUACGCACAACAUUGAGCGUAUCUUCGUGUUCCGCGGCAUGGAGCGGGUUGAAGUCCCCGAAGCCUACGCUGGAGACAUCGUAGCGGUUUCUGGACUUGAUGCGUGUAUCCAUCGGCGAUACCAUAACUUCGACUGA